This is a messenger RNA of Saccostrea cuccullata (small rock oyster), 2040 nucleotides long. RefSeq lists its product as uncharacterized. The coding region runs from base 1 to 2040 and encodes 679 amino acids. Lineage: Eukaryota; Metazoa; Mollusca; Bivalvia; Ostreida; Ostreidae. Gene Ontology annotation, biological process: protein polyubiquitination; negative regulation of translation; proteasome-mediated ubiquitin-dependent protein catabolic process. Gene Ontology annotation, molecular function: translation repressor activity; ubiquitin protein ligase activity. The transcript has 3 exons. The record is from RefSeq and is a predicted model, not a curated record.
AUGUCGGUAAACACACGUUACUACUGUAAAACCUGUAAAUACGAUCUGUGUCCUCAGUGUAAAGAAAGCCAUUUCUUUGAUCUUGAUACAAUAUGUCAUGAUGUUGUUAUUUACCCUUCAAUCAUAGUAGAAGAGACCUGCACGAAACACCCAGAAAAAAUCUAUGUACUGUACUGCAUUUGGUGUGGGCUUCCUUCUUGUGUCAUGCGUGAAGAACACAAAAAUCAUAAUACAAUAGAUAUUAAAACAGCUCAUAAAACUUAUCUCCAGCAAGAAAGAGACAUUUUCAACAACUUAAGGAGUGAUAUUCUCUUUAACAGAUGUCAUCUUCUCACAGGAAUCAAAAGCGAUUUAAACAUUUGUCACACAGAAAUCUCGAACGUCCGCUCACAGAUGUCAAAAAAAGCCAAAAGACUAAAACGACUAAUUGACACCAUAAUAUUGGAUAUUAAAAUCGAACGGAAAAGCUUCAUUUGUAAAACACAGCAACAGAUUAGAAAAAUGGUCAGCUAUCUAGCUUUCAUAGAAAAAUAUCACUGUAUAAAUGAACAAUCAGUGAAAAGAUCUGUGAAAUUUCUAUUAUUCCUGAAGAAGACGUAUGUCCCUAAAAUAGAAGUGAUUCCUUAUGUUCAUGUACUGUUUUCCAAGCCGAUUGACGAAAUCAGUGUGAGUGGUGAGAUUAAGUUACUUAAUAAAAUCCAAAUCAUAGAGACAGGGAAAAGACAAAUAAGGAAUGAGUGCUUUUUAAAACUAAUGUCUUCACCGGUGUUAAUCAGAACUGUCACAGUGUUAGGUGUAACAAGUGUGACACACAUUUCCUGCGUUGCACCAGACUGGGUCUGGGUUAGUGAUAAUAAAAAUCUCCUUUUAACAAACACAGCAGGUGACACUCUGCAUUGCUUGCUAGACGGACGUAAAAGUUACUGGGGUGUUCAUACAAUAAACAUUCAUUUCGAUCUUAUUUAUAUAGAUAAAUGUUAUAACAUUUGCAAGCUGUCUAACGAUAAUAGAACAAAGUCUACAUUGAAAACACGAGUAAAUAAAUUAGACCCAUGGAUUCCACAGUGUGUCUACUGCUCCCUCAUCACUGGCGAUUUAUUAGUUGGGAUGUGGGAUACAAAUACAUGGACUGGCAAGAUAGUUCGGUACAACAACGGUGGACAACACAUACAAACCAUACUAUACAGUAACACUGGUCGGGAAUUGAAUAGUUUGCCUAGAUGUAUCUCAGAAAACAGAAAUGGAGAUGUUGUUGUUUCUGACUUACUUCUUGAUGCUGUGGUAGUGACAGACCGUGAGGGAAAGCAUCGAUUCUCCUACACAGCACCGCCACCAAUGUCAAGACUAUCACCACGUGGAAUCUGUACUGAUGUCCUAUCACACAUACUGGUCUGUGAUUUCAACACAAACACAAUACACAUGAUUGACAAGGACGGUAAAUUUCUGUCCUUGAUAUUGACAGAACAGCAUGGGAUAUGCGAACCACAGAGCCUUAGUUACGACGACAAAGCUCAUCUUCUAAUGGUUGGGUCACGGAACAGCAACAGAAUGCAAAAAAGGAAAGAUUCGCGACAGACAGGAGGAGGCCCCCCAACAUCGUCGUCUCUUACUCCGCUGGAGGACACAGUAGUGGCCAUCGAUAUCAUUGGGGACACGCCAAUAGACGGGGUCAUAGGAGGACUGGAUACGGAGGAAACCCCAAUAUCUACGGAUUCUAGCAUUCCACAAACUACUAGUAGUACCUCACUGCAUUCCCCCGAAGUAUCACAGACAGUAUUGGCUUCAGCAAAUAAUUCCUCAGACACCACUGGUUCUAAGAAUACUCAGAAACGAGAAAAGAAAAACUCCUCUAAAGAUUCAUACGGUGAGGACUCGCUGGAAAUACAGAGAGAAAUCCUGAAAGUGGAUAAAGAAAGGUUAGAGGUGGAGAAGAAACUGCUGGAAAUUGAACAAGCAAAACUAGUUAUAAAGCAACAGAAACACCAAAUAUACCUGAGUAGCAUGGGUAUAGUUUUCACAUCCCCAGAAGAAAAUGUGUAA